Labrus mixtus (cuckoo wrasse) is the source of this 5505-nucleotide messenger RNA. RefSeq names its product semaphorin-4A (gene sema4aa). The coding region runs from base 657 to 3008 and encodes 783 amino acids. Gene Ontology annotation, molecular function: chemorepellent activity; semaphorin receptor binding. The transcript is spliced from 14 exons. Gene Ontology annotation, biological process: negative regulation of axon extension involved in axon guidance; neural crest cell migration; positive regulation of cell migration. Lineage: Eukaryota; Metazoa; Chordata; Actinopteri; Labriformes; Labridae. The record is from RefSeq and is a predicted model, not a curated record.
UCACAGACUCCGGAAGAAUCCGGAAGUGUAACUCUCAGCACUCGUGGUUAAUGGAGCCUUUGAAUUGAAGUGCCAUGAGUGGAUGUGUGUUGUAUCGCCGCACCGGGCCUGAUGGGGGCGCUGUGUAGCACAGAGACUGUAGUGGACUCUGCAGGACCAGGGGGGGCUGGUGACCUUCAGUGGGGUCGACACGGUGUCAUCACUGCCCGUUAAAUGUUAAACUGUCCUUUCUGUGCUCAGCCUGAGAAUGUGUUUCAUGUUUGUUCGAUGUACCUGACUCAGAGGGAUGGACUAUAGACUGGGUCUAACCUUGAUGGGGGGCCUUGUGGAAGUGCAACAUGAAAGCCCGGCUGGGACUGGACUUCUUUAGACCACACAAGAGGUUCCUGCAGCUGAGUGUUUAACUUUACUCUGAUGAUAUUAAAAGUUAUUUUCUAAGAAUCAAAUCUUCUUCUCUGAUGAGGACUUUCUCUCAGAUGCUCAGAGGCGCUCAGGCUCCUCCUCUUCCUCCUCAGUAGAUGCAGCAGAGAGGAAGUUGUGGUCACUCUUUGAGUCCUCUUGAGUGUUUUGGUGUCAGUCUCUGUCAGCACUCAGAGUCGGUGCAUUAACAACUGACGAGGAACAGAUCUAUUUUUUCCUUCAUCUUCUCCUCCAUCAUGGCUCCAUCAGUCCUCUUCCUCGUCCUCGUCCUGCUGGACUCCUCCGCCUUGCUGCCUCCUCCGAGAAAGACCUUCCUGCUCAACUCUGCAGACAGACCUCUGCUCCUCUUCAGCCUCCCUGAUAUCCAAAACACGACCACCCUGCUGCUCAGUGACGAUGCAUCCACCCUGUAUGUAGGGGCACGGGACACUGUACUCUCAUUGGACGUCAGUCAGAGUGAUAUCAUCAGUCUGAAGAACAAGGUGCAGUGGAGUCCGUCUGACUCUGAAACAAAUGAAUGUAAAUACAAAGUGAAGAACCCCUCGGUAGACUGUCCAAACUUUGUCAGUGUGUUACAGCUAAUCAACUCCACCCAUCUCUACGCCUGUGGCAGCUACGCCUACAGCCCCCAUGAUGCCUUCAUCGACACAGGAAGCUUCUCGAUGGUCCAACCCAGCAGCAUUAGGACUAAAACACGCUGUCCACACAACCCUUUCCAGAGGAGCACCGCCAUCUCACACGAUGGCGAGCUGUUCACCGCCACGACGACCGACUUCAAAGGAGAGAAACCUCAGAUUUCAAGACACUUCAGCAAAGAUGGCCGCCCAGACGUCAGCCUGGACUCUCUCACCAGCCUACUGCAGGAGCCAACUUUUGUCAGCUCAUCUCUGGACCUGUCUGACAGGAAGCUCUACUUCUUCUUUAGCGAAGUUGGGAAAGAGUUCCGCUUUGUAGAUGAGCUGCAUAUCGCCCGAGUUGCCCAAGUCUGCAAGGAUGAUGUUGGUGGGCAGAGGACACUGCAGAGGAAGUGGACGUCCUUCGCCAAAGCCCCUCUGCUCUGUCAGUUGCCGAAACAGCUCCCCUUCAAUGUGCUCCAGGAUGUGUUCACCCUCCCACCACCAGAGGGCAACAACGCCUCAGACACUCUGUUCUACGGUGUCUUCACCUCACAGUGGUCCUCAGUUCCAGAAUCAGCUGUGUGUGUCUUUAAGCUUCAGGACAUCAGAAACGUGUUCAGAGGGAAAUACAUGACCCUAAAUACGCAGUCCAUGCAGUGGAGUCAAAGACAGGGGAGACCAAUCCAGAGAAAGUGUGGGCUUGAAACAGCUUCAGACACAGACUUAGAAGAGGUGAAGAACAGUUUCCUGACCAGUAGUAGUGUAAAACCGGUCGGAAAUGCUCCGGUUAUGGUUUCAUCAGAGCAGCAGUACAGUCGUGUGGCUGCAAUGAGGACACAGGCAGCUAACGGCAAACAGUACACGGUCCUUUUUCUUCUCACAGAUUCCGGAUUUCUCCACAAAGUGGCUUUGUUCGAUAUGGGUACUCGGGUUGUGGAGGAGAUUCAGGUCUUUACAGAACCUCAGCCCGUGAAAAGUCUCAUCCUCUCCUCUGAAAAGGGAGUGCUGUAUUUGGGGACAUCGGAGGGCGUGACCGUGGUACCUGUGGCCAGGUGUUCCAUCUACACAACCUGCAGCCAGUGUGUUCUAUCCAGAGAUCCUCUGUGUGGGUGGAGCCGGAGCAGCAGGGUCUGCACCCGCGUGGAAGACGAUCAUGAGGACAUGGCUCAGGACUUGGAGCACGGCAAUGUGGAGGAGAAAUGUCAGGGACAAACUGAGACCAGUCAGGACCAAGAAAUCAAUGUUCAGUUGAACGAAGCAGUGAAGCUCUCCUGUCAGAAACCCUCCAACCCAUCAGCUCUGACCUGGACCUCCACUCGGUUCAAUACCCUGCCAGAGAACCUUUUCAUCCGGCCAGCUGAUGGCAGCCUGAGGUUCCUCGCAACCGCCGACACCACUGGAACCUAUCGCUGCGAGGCAGUGGAAGACGGGCACAGGGAGGUAGUAGUUAGCUUUAACAUCCAGCUGAGUGCUGCUCCUCGCUCCAUGAGACCCUCACCCAAGGAAGACCCAGAACCUGUGCCGGACUUCAAAGACGAGCCCACUCCGGCUGAAGAGCCAAUAAAAGCUACGACAAAAACUUCAGACCCAGAGCGCCCCACGAUAAAGGACAAGGAAGAUAAAUUCAAGGUCGCUACAGCAGAAGAGACCAACCACAGUAAAGACAAUUCAGAUAAGACUGGCUUUGACAAGACCUCCAGGAAAGACUCCCAUUCCUCGAAGGAGCCGCUCGAUGGCGCUCCGACAGAGAAGAGUUACUUCAGCGAGCUGGUCGUUGUUUCCUUACUGCUGGUCGUCUGUAUCUGCCUCCUGGCGCUCGGAGGGCUCCAUGUGUGGCACCAGAGUAAAAGUGAAAAAAAGAAUCCUCUGGUCAGUCCUGGAGAUGACAGCAAAACCAUCCAAUCAAUGGAGAGUGUUCCCUCCCUGAGCAGCCCAGAGGACGCGGAUCCGGAGCUCAAGGUGAUGCAGUAACCACGGCGGUGGUCGACCACGUACCACGUUAUUUAAAAUGAUACAAAUUGUUAUUUUACUGAUCGUCAGCAUCAAAAAGAACCAAAACUUCCAUUCAAUCAGACUGCUUCUUACAACCAGUCGCCCCCUGCUGGACAUUAGAGGGAAUACAAGUUAAAGCCCGGCAUUCACUGUGCGAUUGUGUAAGAGUCUCAGCUCACGCUGUUCGACUGAAUCAGGACGGAGCGUUCACAGCCAAUAGAAAACUCCCACAGACGGAGGCUAAAGUCAGUCGUCUCAUAUGCACGCUGAAAUACACACAGCUGACAAAAACGCUCUCUCUCUCUCUCUCGCUCUCUCUCUCUCUCACACACACACACACACACACACACACACACACACACACACACACAUAUGCACACACACAUAUGCACACACACACACACACACACACACACACACACACACACACACACACACACGCACACACACACACACACACAAACACACGCACACACACACACACACACACACACGCACACACACACACACACAUAUGCACACACACAUAUGCACACACACACACACACACACAAACACACGCACACACACACACACACACACACACGCACACACACACACACACACACACACACACACAAACACACGCGCACACACACACACACACGCACACACACACACACACACACAUAUGCACACACACAUAUGCACACACACACACACACACACAAACACACGCGCACACAAACACACGCGCACACACACACACACACACACACAACAUCAUAACUAACUAAUAUUCCCGGUCUGCAGAAAUUUCCUGCCAACAUUUCCUUCAUGAUCGUAGAAGGGAAGACUAAACUAGAUUAAACAGGCAUAUUUGAUGUUGCCAUGGUGAUUUCGGACGCUGUCUGUCACUUUUUGUGGUGACACAAUCAGGGAAAAUGUCCCGAAGUUGGAGAAUCGUGACGUGGCUCCGCUCUCAUUGAGCGAGUGUGUUCAGUCGAACGAGCAAAAUAUCAAAACAUGCCAGAAAAUCAUCCGACCGGUCGGGAGCAGCUGAUUGGGCCGGGAUCUGCCGUCACUGUCUUUAUUUCAAAUUAAACUUUGCAGACGUAUUUGUGCUGAUUAGAACGCGUUCAGGAGUUCAUCUGUAAUUUUAGUUGUCAACAUUGGGCGUUUGGGACUUCUAUUGUUGUUGCCGUGGUAACAAAUAAGUAUCGAUACCGUUUGUUUUUUUAGUUGAAAUCGUUGAAGCAUGAUACUUUGAAUGUUAUGACGAGUCUGUGACGACUGUAUGACUGUGAACGGGAUGAAACCUGCUGUGAAUGAGAGCUAACAAGUAAACAGUUUAAUAUAUAUCUUUAUUUUUUUUACGUUUUUUCUGUUUGAAAUGUUUUCUUGAAUCUGUCGCCCCCUUGUGUCUCAGAUUAAGAUGUGCACAUAGUGAAUAUUUAACGUCCUGUUGAUGCUGCCGUGCUGUAACUGAAGCUCGAAGAGGACAUGCAUCCAGACAUUUUCAUUUCAGCUCUGUUUCCAAAGAUAACGAUUUCAUUUUGGGUGUUUCUUAGUUAACAGCGCUGGCGUUUCCAUGACGAUGAGUUCAUUUCACUCUUCUUCUCGAGAUACAGAGAAAUUUACUCGUUAUCACGGGGGAACGGCAUUAUUAUCCUGAGAUAACUCCUUAAUUAAUUCAAAACUUAAAGGAAGAAUGUGUCAACUUUUUGAUCCAGUAGAUGUCGCCCUUGAGCUCCAGCAUGAAACCAAAACAAACUGCUGUUAGGCCACGCCUCCUCCAUACUGAAGCCUCCGCCCUCCUCCAGAGACACACCUCCAACCCCCCUCCACUCACGUUUGCAUGAAGGAGUUUAGCGUGGACAAACUCAUCCUUGUCUCGAGCUGUAAUCACCUGUGUCCUGCGUUGUUGUGUUAGCAUGCUAAUGUUAGCGCUCUUUAGUUAGCUCGUAGCUUCACAUUGUUGUGUUAGCAUGCUAAUGUUAGCGCUCUUUAGUUAGCUCGUAGCUUCACAUUUCAUGUAAACUGACACAGAAUGAGCGUGAUCUAAAAACUCUUACUAACAUCCAAAUAAUCAGUGAGUAUGUUCUUCUUCUUCUCUCUAGUUCUUGACUAAAACAGCUUUUAUACACAAGGGGAGGAGCCGGCCGUCCCGUCCAUGUAAACACGGCUCUGACAACAACACAGCCAGCGGGACUCGAGCUUCUCCCUCAUUGUAGACAGUCAUGACUCAGAGACACAUUUACACAGGAGAGACUUUAUGAUUUAUUGAUGUGGAACAUGUUGAUCAUUCUUCCUUUAAAGAAAACAAUCAUAUUACUCAUUAUCAUGGGAACACUCAGUGAAAUGCAUGGAUGUAUGUCCCUUUAAGGCUUCCAUAUGCUGUAAUGAUUUGUCUUUAUUGUAAUUUUUGGGCCUUACAUUUUAAUUAAAUUUUGUUUCAAAGUGUGAAGUUUUCUAAUAAACCCUGAAAGUGUUCAGA